AUGGAUAAAUAUACUAUCGACGAAAAUCUCGGUCUAGAUGCACUAGCCGAACGAAUUAUUGUGCAACGAAAAGAUUCAGAUGAAUCUUAUACUCUUUCAAAAAUGGAAUUAAUGGAUAUGACAACAACUGCUGUUGCAUAUCAAGAAUAUCUUCCUUUAAUGAAACUAUCAUAUGAACAUGUCGCAUCAUAUAUUGAUAUAUUUACAUCAGUUGAACAUAAAAUUAGUGCAACGUAUAUUAAUCUCGUAUCGGAAUAUUUUCCAAUGGGAAAUCUUGAUAAAUAUUUACGAAAAUUACGACAAACAAAAACUCCACUUGAUAAUCAAUUAAUUGAUGUUUGGUUUGCACAAAUUUUAGAUGGUUUAAUGUAUUUAUGGAGUCAAAAUAUUCUUCAUCGAAAUUUAAAACCAGAUUGUAUUUAUUUACGUGGAGAAAAUAACGAACAAAAUUGUUCAGUUAUUAUCGGUGAUAUGAUUCCACCAUCAGUUGCUUAUGAUGUUCGUAUGCGAACACGAUUGCCUCGUCGUGCACUUUCAUAUACAGCACCAGAAAUAUUAGAAUCUGGAGAAUAUUCCAUACAAUCAGAUAUCUAUUCAUUUGGUUCGACACUUUUAGAUAUGAUUACUUGUGAUAUAUUAAGUGAUGAUGAAACAUUGCAAUUACGUAUUUGUGCACGACAUGAUACUAAUAUAUUGUCUCAAACUCUUCAAAAUUUACAAAAGACACACAAAACAAUCUCGACAUUGAUUGGUCAAAUGAUGAUUCCAGAUCGACAAAAACGUUUGACAGAAGUAGAUUUACGACGUGAUGAUUAUAUAAUUGAAAGUAUGCAUAAUAUUGAUUCUGAUCAAAUGAAAUAUCCAUCUGAACGUGAUAAAAAAUGGGCUCGAGAUGGUUUAGCAAAAAAUGAAAAAUUUGAAUAUUAUUUAAAUUAUUUAAAACAACAUCGAAAUGCUGAAAGUCGUAUUGAACAUGCACUUCAAUUAUGUAAUCAAUCAAAAUCAAUUGAUUUAUCAAUAUUAGCAAAUAGUUUUCAGAAAGAUGUCAUACCUAUUGUCGAACAUUUUAUAUCAAAUUCAAUUAUAAUUGAUGGUACACUUGAAUUAUUAGAUAAAAUAAUUCAUAAUGAUGUGAUAAUUACAACACAAGUUGUAACAUUUGUUGCAAGAAUGAUACCUAUAUUUGAAAAUGAUGAACAUUUAAUUGGAAAAAUAAUUGGUAUUCUUAUUAAUUUUGCAACAAAAAAUGCUAAACUUGUGAUAAAUGCUCAUAUAAAUUCAAAUUUAAUUCAAGUUAUGACUAAGCAUGCAAAUAAUGCUGAUGUUAGUGCAAAAUGUUGUACACUUAUUUGGCUUAUGGCAAAAGAUUCAAUCACAAGCGAUCUACGCAGUAAUCACGUAUUACUUCUUGGCAUCCUCUUAGAUAUUCUUCAAAAACAUCCAAAUAAUAGUGAUAUUUUUACUAAAGUAUGCUUUGCAUUUUUACCAUUCAUUUUUGAAAAAUCAACGAUCGAUUAUUUAGUACAAUUCAAUCUUGUACGUUAUUUUACUAUUGGUUUACAGAAAUACAGUAAUGAUCGUAAUGCAGUUAAAGCUGCACUUGCUGUUUUAUCUGAAUUAUUUAAACUUGACGAACGAUGUGUAAUGCGUUUUCUUUGCAGUCGUACGGAUGAUGGUACACUUAUUGAUUCUAUGGAAAGUUUAAAUAAAAUCUUUGAUCAAUUCAAAAAUUCAAAUGAUGUAGCACGAGGAAUAAUGACAUUAUUAAAAUCCAUGUUACCAUAUGAUGAUGCUAUUAAUGAAAUGACCUCAACACGUAUUGAAGAAAAUUUACUUUAUGAAAUUAAACGCUUUCAUUCAGAUAAUAAUGAUAUUGCAAAAGCCUGUGAAGAUGUUAUGAUACGUAUUCGACAGCAUAGUUUUGAUUCAUCAUAA
Adineta steineri is the source of this 1935-nucleotide messenger RNA. Lineage: Eukaryota; Metazoa; Rotifera; Eurotatoria; Adinetida; Adinetidae. The record is from the annotation of a GenBank genome assembly.